CUCUUGCUUCUUCUCUUUCACCUAAUUUAAUGUUUAUGCUUUUUGCAAAAUUAUUGUUAGGAUUAGCUGUUGGUUGUGCCUCUGCAGUUGUUCCUAUUUUACUUGCAGAAUUGGCUCCAUCUGAGAAAAGAGGGCAAAUGGUUACUCGUAAUGAAUUGAUGAUUGUUCUAGGGCAAUUUGUUGCCUUCCUUAGUAAUGCUAUACUUGGAACUAUUUGGGCAGAUGAUCCACAAAUAUGGCGCUGGAUGCUUGUACUAGGAGUUAUACCAGCUUUAGGAUUGAUGUUUGGGACGUGGCUAGUAGUUCCAGAAAGCCCCCGUUGGCUUAUAUCAACCUCAAAAACAAAACAAGCAUUAGAAGUGCUUAAACAAAUUAGAGAGGGUGAAAUACAGGCAAUUAAUGAAUUGGAAGAGGUUGAGAAAUUAGUGGAGUAUGAUAAGAAAAUAAAUGAAGAAAAGAUGGACAUUCUAACAAUGCUUUUGAGUGAAAGAUGGAUAUAUCGCUGUUUGUUAGUUGGAAUUGGGAUUGCUUUGUGUAAUCAAGUGACUGGUGUCAAUUCAAUAAUGUUUUAUGGAACAGAAAUUCUUAGAGAAACAGGCUUUUCAAAUCAAAUUGCUUUAAUGGCUAAUAUUGCUAAUGGGGUAAAGCAAGCUUUUUUUCUCAACUUAGACCUUCCCCGAUGUUUCCUUCGGGCAAUAUAA
Molecule: messenger RNA, 701 nt
Organism: Meloidogyne enterolobii
Lineage: Eukaryota; Metazoa; Nematoda; Chromadorea; Rhabditida; Meloidogynidae
Source: the annotation of a GenBank genome assembly